AGAUGCAAGCUAGGAAGGAAUCGAGGUGUCUUGGCCAAAGGAAGCGCGACUGCAGCAGAAAGGAACUGGUGCCUUUCUUGACUGAUGAUGCGUUGGAAACUGGCCUGGCCUCAAGGGUCUGGUUGGUUUGUUUCUGUUUUGGAAUCGGCUCCCACUAAGACCCUGAAACAGCAGAACUGAACUGGAGGCACAACAUGAGUCUUUGACCUGGAGCACUGUGGUUACCAAAGGGGGAACUGGAAUGAACGACUGUGUUUUUUGCGUGUGAGCGUGCCUGCUGCAGAUCUCAAACCUGGCAUGGGGAGCAAUAUGAGUAAGAUUGUGGGGGGCCUGUACCUUGGAAACAUCAGAGAUUCUGAGGACAGAGAGAACUUGACGAAGAAUGGGAUCACACACAUCUUGUCGAUCCAUAACAAUGCUAAACCUGUGCUGGAAGACAUGACCUACCUCUGUAUAUCAGCCUCAGAUUCCUCAGAUCAAAAUCUGUUACAACAUUUCAAGGAGUGCAUCAGGUUUAUUCAUGAAUGUCGGCUCCAGGGAGGAGGAUGUCUCAUUCACUGCUUAGCUGGUGUGUCUCGCAGCACCACUAUCCUGGUGGCUUAUCUCAUGACGGUGACUGACUUUGGCUGGGAAGAGUGCCUGGCAGCCACUAAAGCUGUCCGUUCUUACGUGAGCCCCAACUUUGGCUUCCAAGAGCAGCUUCAGGAGUAUGAAGUUACUCUGCUCAAGGAGUACCAGGCCUGGAUUCAGCAGGAAUAUGGCAAGAACCCACUCAAUGACCAAGAGGAGUUACAGCGUUUACUCUCCCAGCAAGAAGAGAAAGCAAAACAGCAGCAAGGGGGACUCAGAGACACUAGUUGGAUCAAUGCUCCGAACCCAACCAGCUCUCGGCCUCACACUACCUACGAUAGCAGCCACAGCAGCCGGUGGAUGAACAGAUAACAAGUGCUCCUUUAAGACCUGGAAGAACUCUGCUUGUUGUCUCUUUCAGGAGAACACAACUUUGUUUUUCUGGCCUAUGGUGUGGAAUGAAUAGAUUAGCUGCGUCUUACGUAGGGCUGGGGGAGAUUUUGAUUCAGUUCGCAUUCAAGGGCAAACAUACCAAAUCUGCACUUUCCAAAACAAUAUGAGAACUGAAACACAGCCAUCCUUUGAGAUUUGCACUUCUCUGAAUUUUGCAAUGAAGUUCUCCAGCCAAGUAAUGUGUCCAAAAAUGCAUAUGCUAGGGUAAAGUAUAUAUAUUAGUGCACAAAUGCAUAUAUUAGUGAAAAAUAACAUACAAACAUGUAUAAUGUUCAGGGAAAUUGCUUUGCAAAAAUGAGUAUACUAGGAGAAAUUAGCACUAAAAAUGCAAACUGUUGUGGAAACGUGAAUGAAAUUUGAGAUGUGGAAAAAUGAGAAACUGAAAUUAACAUAUUUGCCCAUCCCUAAUUUUGGGCCAUGCUGCUGUUGCAGUUGGCAUUGCCCAGUGGUGUAGAGUCAAAUUCACUUUAUUUUCCCCUCCCUCAUUCUGCCACAGACCUGUCAUAUGGCCUUGUUAAGUACGCUGCAGUGGGGAUGGGGGAAGGGAUCUCUCUCUGGGUUACAUUCCAGGUGGCCAACUUCAGCAUGACCAUUGGGGGCUUUCCAAAGUCAAUGCGAGACAGUGGGGUGAUGGCUUUGAGUGAGCUUUCCUGGAAGAGACUUUUGAGAUGUAACAACAUUGGCAUCUGGCAAGAUGAGAAGAUGGAGGGUGACUUGUUCAUUUGUUUCAGGGGUGCUUUCCCAAGUGACUGGAGGGCUUUUGGCUGCAGUCCAGGCAUUUUCAUUUUUGAGCUCCUCCAAACAACCUAUUUACUGAGCAUUCAUCUUGAUUUGCUUGCACAAAGCUUAUACAGAGGUUAGAUUAUAUCCUGUCUUUAUUGAGCAUCUGAUUUCUUUGCGGGGAGCUUAUAAGACAAUGAACAUUCAUCUUGAUUUGCUUACAGGGUGUUUACAUGUCUUCCUUUAAUUGUUCAUUCAUCCCACCCUUUUCAAUGCAUUUCUCCAUCACUUUCCUAACUGCAAAAAGUGCAGUUUUAAAAGUGGAUUUGUUGUGCUACGGUGAUAGAGUGCUUUAAUUUCACAAGCCUUAAUUUCCUGGUAAGAUGGCACCCUUCCCCCCACCUUAUUCCACAUCCACAGGUCACAUCCACACCAUUUAGUGCAGUCUUAUUUGGAAGUUACUUUUGUGAACUACAACUCCCAUCAGCCGAAUUCAGUGGCCAUACUGGCUGGGGCUGAUGGGAGUUGUAGUUUAAAAAAAGUAACUUUUCCAAGCUCUGCUUAUACCACUUUGAUAUUCCUGGCUUUCCCCAAAGGAUCCCCAGUCCUGUAGUUUGUUGAGAGUGUUGAAAUGAACUACAGUUCCCAGGAAUCUUUGGGGGAAAGCAUGAAUGUUAAAGUGGUAUAAGACUGCAUUAAACGUAUGGUUUGGAUUUGACCCGAUCUACUGAUCAAUAAUAGAGUGAUCAUCUUGCACUCCUAAUAAUUCAAGGCCAGCUAAACAUCAGCACCCUAAUGUUGGCUCUUUGUUUAAAGCCAUAUCUCUAAAUACGAAUAAACAUGUAAAAUUCAAUGAAAACAAUACAAUUAUUAUUUAUUAUUUAAAUUUGUUUAUGUUUCAAGGGGUGGGAAGGGAAUGAGGGCUUUCCUGAAAUUGCCUCCACAUCACUUUAAUGAAAUCCUCAAUUUAUUGUUUGUUUGUUUCAACAGUUUAUAUACCACUUAACACCAUAGGUUUCUAAGUGGUGUUCAAUGAGGUUACAGAGAUGCAACAGACAAAAUCAGUUAAAAUUAACUAUAGAAUGGUAACUUAAUGGCUUACUUAAAUUGCGUUCAGAAAUAAGGAAGUCUUCACCCAGCAGGUGAGGGGACUGUCUGAUCUCAGCUUUCCACAGAACUGGGUUCACAAUACUGUGCGGAUUACUCUUGGUGAAUACGAGCUGUGUAUCCAAAUGAUGAGGAACCACUGACAGUGACUUCUGCAAAGAUCUCAGUGAUCAGGCAUGGAUAUAAGGAACCUUCUGGGUCGACCUUACUAUUUUGGCUGUGUGUAUUUGGGCCAGGGAUUUAUUUUACCCAAACUUCAUUCUGUUUGGGGUGAAUUAAGGGUCUUCCCAUCAUUGCACAUAUAUUCCUGAUAAACCUUUCUACCGAUAGAAGUCAAGUCACAGAGGAAAUCUCAUCUUCUACUUGAUGCUUUUGUGUUGAGAAUCACAUUCUCAGUUUGACAAAUGUUUCACAACCUCUUAGCAAGUGGAAUUGUUGAAAUUGACAUGAGUUAUUUGUUUCAGUAUGGGUAGAGGAAAGUGACUAGUAUCUUUCAGGCCCACACUGGAGAAGAUCCUUACUAGUUUCAUUUGGGAGCAAAAACCAAUAAAAUGGCAAAGGCUGAAAAGGGUCUGCAAAGGGUUAAAACUAAUGCAGGGUUUUCUCCAAAAUUAGCCUUAAGGUUAUUCUAUCUCAGCUCCUUUGAAAGUCCCCUAUUUGCAGGUCACAGCAUGUUGGGAGAAACUGUGUUGUCUGCUGCCAAUGAUCUCGUAGGAACUAUCCAAUUGCCACCUGCAACAUUCAUGCAACUGGACAGCAUUUGCAAUCACAACGACCCUUCUAGCAAGAGAAGGAAUCACCAGCAACAAUGGUGGACAGUUGGCAAGUUUUAAUAAAAAUUUAAAUC
Molecule: messenger RNA, 3697 nt
Organism: Rhineura floridana
Lineage: Eukaryota; Metazoa; Chordata; Lepidosauria; Squamata; Rhineuridae
Product: dual specificity protein phosphatase 22-A-like
Exons: 8
Coding region: 298-942 (214 amino acids)
Biological process (GO): regulation of cell population proliferation; transforming growth factor beta receptor signaling pathway; protein dephosphorylation
Cellular component (GO): cytosol
Molecular function (GO): protein tyrosine/serine/threonine phosphatase activity
Source: RefSeq, a predicted model, not a curated record